Molecule: messenger RNA, 1131 nt
Organism: Trichomycterus rosablanca
Lineage: Eukaryota; Metazoa; Chordata; Actinopteri; Siluriformes; Trichomycteridae
Product: urotensin-2 receptor
Exons: 1
Coding region: 1-1077 (358 amino acids)
Biological process (GO): blood vessel diameter maintenance; neuropeptide signaling pathway; regulation of blood pressure
Cellular component (GO): plasma membrane
Molecular function (GO): urotensin II receptor activity
Source: RefSeq, a predicted model, not a curated record
AUGAAUUUGAACAAGUCUCGGACUUUAGCUGGAUCAUCCCGCAAUGGAAACUCCGCCGACGAGCUGGUCAUCACGUCCACUUUUGGAACGCUGCUGUCUUUGGUGUACGUGGUCGGCGUUUCGGGGAACGUGUACACCCUGGUAGUGAUGUGCCACUCGAUCCGCUUCGCCACCUCCAUGUACAUCUCCAUCAUCAACCUGGCACUCGCGGACCUGCUGUACCUCUCCACGAUCCCGUUCGUGGUGUGCACUUACUUUCUGAAGGACUGGUACUUCGGGGAUGUUGGAUGCCGCAUGCUGCUCAGUCUGGAUCUCCUCACCAUGCAUGCCAGCAUCUUUACUUUAACCGUCAUGUGCACGGAGCGCUACCUGGCCGUGACCAAACCUCUGGACAACGUCAAGCGCUCGAAAAGCUACAGAAAAACCAUGGCAUGCGGGGUAUGGGUGCUUUCCCUGAUCCUGACCCUUCCUAUGAUCAUUAUGGUCAACCAGACCAGCAAGAAAUCCGCCGAUGGAGGCGUAAAACGCAUGUGCGCGCCCACCUGGGCACCUCUGGCGUAUAAGAUCUAUCUGACCGUGCUGUUUUGCACCAGCAUCAUGGCACCUGGACUCAUCAUAGGCUACCUGUACACCAGAUUAGCCAGGACCUAUCUGGAAUCGCAAAGGAGCUCUGCUGUGAAUAAAGGCCAUAAAAGAUCACCCAAGCAAAAGGUGCUCAUCAUGAUCUUCACAAUCGUCCUAGUAUUUUGGGCAUGCUUUUUACCUUUUUGGAUCUGGCAGCUUUUGCCACUUUACCACGAACCCCUGGCACUCGCACCUCACAUACGCACCUGUAUUAACUACCUGGUGGCAUGCCUGACCUAUAGCAACAGCUGCAUCAAUCCCUUUCUGUACACACUUCUCACCAAGAACUACAGAGAGUAUCUGAAAAACAGGCACAAAAGCUUCUACAGGUACACCUCGUCCUUUAAAAAGAGGCCACCCAGCUUGUACUCGUGGGGAAAGUCUGCAUCCUCCAGCAAUCAGUUUGAGUUUAACUCGGAAACGCUGGUGAUGUGUCAGCUCAAGGUACAGUGAUGAGAGGAAGAGGAACAUGAUGAAGAGGUGUGCAGAGCAUGAAUGCACCCAUGC